CUAGUUUUGAGUUUCAUUACGACUAAUUAGACAGUUUAAAAAAUCUUCGUUGAAAAUGUCUUUACCAACUGCAUAUAUUGGCCUGAACCACAUUGACAUAGAAACGAUAGGUCAAAUAGCAAAUAUGAAAUGUAAAAUUGCUUUAAGUGACGAUGACUGUUUUGUGAAUAAAAUUACGAAGGGCCCACAGCUCAUAAAACAGUUGCUCGCAGAGGGGCGGGUAAUUUAUGGAGUGACGACAGGUCUUGGAGCGAGUUGUGAAACGGUUGUAGAAGCAGAGCUGAUGCAACAGUAUCCAAAUAAUGUAAUUCAAUAUCAUGGUUCUGCCCUGGGGCCUUUGUUUUCUCCGGAAGAGACACGUGCAAUCAUAGCGGCGAGACUUGUAUCACUAGCAAAGGGAAACUCUGGAGUCAGAAUGGAGUUAUUACAGGCACUGGCUUGUCUUUUGCAACAUGACAUACUUCCUAGAAUUCCACAAGAAGGCAGUGUCGGUGCUAGUGGUGAUCUUUCACAUUUGUCAUACAUUGGAGCUGUUAUCUGCGGCUUUAGAACAGUAAACUACUUGGGAAAGGUCAUGAAAACAUCGGAGGUCCUUGAAAUUGUUGGUGCCAAACCAAUAGUACUUGAGUAUAAGGAGGCGCUCGGCAUUAUUAACGGUACUUCAGCUAUGACAGGUGUUGCUAUUUUAGCGUGGCAACGAGCGCAGAGAUUAUCGCAAUUGGCAACAAGAGUAACAGCCUUGGCGAUUACUGCGCUCAAAGGCAAUCGCUAUCAUUAUGAAAAAGAGUUAUUUGAAGUUAAAAAUCACAAGGGCAUGCAAUUAGUGGCGGAAAGAAUACGCUCUGACUUAUCAAUCUCGGCUCCCGAGUACCAUACCAACGAAAGAAUUCAAGAUAGAUACAGCACUAGAUGUGCACCGCAUGUGAUUGGUGUUCUAGAGGAUGUUUUAUCAUUUACAAAAGGUGUCAUUGAGACUGAAUUGAACAGCACGAAUGACAAUCCCGUAAUAGAUGUAAAUGUUGGAAGGGUUUAUCAUGGAGGAAUGUUCUAUGGAGGUCAUAUAGCUAUGGCUAUGGACACUCUAAAAGUACAGGUGGCUAGUGUAGCCGAUUUGUUAGAUCGACAAAUGGCUAUUUUAGUAAACACUAAUUAUAACAACGGUUUACCGGCAGACUUAACCGGCGCAACAGGAUCACGGAAGGCUAUUAAUCAUGGAUUAAAAGGACUUCAAGUAACAAUGUCAGGGUGGACAGCCGAAGCGUUGAAGAUGUGCAUGCCAGCCACAGUGUUUAGUCGAUCGACCGAAAGUCAUAAUCAGGACAAAGUUAGCAUGGGUACAAUUGCAGCCAGAGACUGUAGGAGAGUUAUCGAAUUGACUGAACAAGUGGUGGCAGGAAUGCUGAUAGCUGUAAGACAGGCAUUGGAUUUACGUUUGAAACAAGGAGAAGCAAUAAGUAUUUCUGAAUCGGCAGAUAGUUUCUUAAAACUGAUCAGCAACGAUGUUGCAGAGUUUACUGACGAUAUAUUUCUUGAGCCGAUAUUACGUAAAUUGAUCGAGUCGAUUAAUGAAAUGCCACACUCAAUUUAUUGAUGUUUGAAGUCGAAAAGUAAAGUCUUAAUGACAAGAAAAGAA
Messenger RNA from Bradysia coprophila, 1633 nucleotides. Its product is annotated as histidine ammonia-lyase-like. The record is from RefSeq and is a predicted model, not a curated record. Gene Ontology annotation, molecular function: catalytic activity. NCBI's taxonomy places the organism in Eukaryota, Metazoa, Arthropoda, Insecta, Diptera, Sciaridae.